AGCGGAGGGGAGGGAGGGGUUUAAAGUGGAAGGCGGCAAGCCCGGCGGCUGCGGUUGGGAGCCGGAAGUGGGGGCGCAUGGCGGAUCUUAGGGGAGAGGAGCUCAGCCUUAUGGACAAAGGCAUCAAAAGUUUAGCAGAAUUAUCUUUACAUCUGAAGCUCCACACGCUCAACCUGCACUGUAACCAGAUCUCCAGGAUUGAAAGGCUUGACCACUUAGUGAACUUGCAGCACCUGGAUCUCUCAUCCAACCGCAUUUCCUGCAUCGAAGGACUAAGCUCCCUUACAGGCCUGCGUACCUUAAACCUGGCUUGUAACUUGAUUACAAAAGUGGAAGGAUUGGAAAAGCUAUUUAACUUAACUAAACUGAAUUUGUCAUACAACCAGAUACAUGACAUUACAGGACUUCUAUCUCUUCGUGGACCCAGUUGUAAAAUCAGUUACAUUGAGCUUCAUGGUAAUUGUAUAGACAACAUUAACCAUUUGCUCCAGUGCUUGAGUGGAUUACAGUACCUGAGCAACCUAUCUUUAGAGAAGAAUGGAAAAAGCAAUCCAGUGUGUUCCAAAAUAGGUUAUAGAGAGAUCCUCCUUCAGGCUUUACCGCAGCUAACUGUCCUCGAUGGAAAAAAUAUAUUUGGUGAACCUGUAAAUUUGGUGGAAGCAAACUCAUCAGAUUUAAAAUGUUUAGAAGGUCUUUUAGACUGCUUGGCAUCAUCAAGUUCUCCUACAGAUGACGAAAAGACUUGUGUUAAUUUACCAGUGCUAACACCUCGCAUUGAUCAGGUGUUGGCUCAGUUUCACCAACGUGCAAAUAUACCAAGCUGGCCUAUCACUAGCUCAUCCACGGAGGUCAUAUCUUCUUCUGAACCAGAACAAACCAAAUGUGACCGCGACAUGAGACUAAAAAAACUUGAGGAUCAGAUAUCACUCCUACUGGAAAAGGUGACUAAUUCUUCUCAAUCUGGCAUUGCCCUGAAUGUUCUCAAAGCGAAAAGAGAGACAGAUCUUACUUCAGAGAGUGAUGGGGAAAGUAAAAAAGGGAACAGGAAGGUUGCUAAAAGAAGCAAGCUGCCUACUUACCGAAAAGCAACUUUACCUACCAAGUACCAUUCUCAAAAAGGCAAAACAUCAGACAGGGGAGAAGAACAAACUGGCAGAAAAUCAAAAAUUCCAGAGUCUCAUGCCAAAGAAGAUGAAACAUCAAGUCCAACUUCAGAAAUCCCAAGCCUGGAAAUAGUUGGGAAGUCAUCGAAGAAACUAACUGGGCAGAAAAAUGAAAUCAAAAAACUAAAAAUCAUGGAUUCUAACACACCAGAAGAGUCCACUUACAGGGCACUAAUUCAAGAAUUAGAUCAGGAAAGAGAGAAGAGAUGGAAGGCUGAAGAAGCUGAAAAGAAAAUGAGAGAAAAUCUCAAACUGCUGCAGAAUCAUGCCAAAGAAGAAAAAGAUAUUCAAAGUAUGGCAGUAUAUAUUACAGACAGGCUAAGAGAAUUGAUUUUAAGAGAAAGAAAUGCAAAGACAAAACUUCAGAUUGAUGCUCAGCAAUUGAAAGAGGAAAUAGGAAGACUUAGUAAGGAAUUGAAUUGGUCAAAGCAGAAGGAGGAAGAUCAGCAGCAAACAUUGCAAACUUUAGAACAAAAACUAUCCAAAAUGGAAACACAAAGGGUACAACAACAAACUUCAGAGAUGAAACAAAUUCAAACUGCGGAACUUAAAGCUACAGCAGCUGAAAGGGAAGUGCAGUUACUUCGAAUAUCUCUUCGGCAACAAAAGGAGAAGACACAACAAGUCCAUGAGCUUCUCAUGUUAAGAGAGCAAGAACACAGAAAAGAACUCGAAACUAGGGUUGCAUUAAAUGGCUCAGAAUUCCAAGAAGCUCUGUCAAAAGAAGUUGCUAGAGAGCAGCAGAGGCAUGAACAUCAUAUCAAAGAACUGCAGGAGAAAGUGCACCAGUUAAAUCAGAAUUAUAAAGAUUUAGAAGAUGAGUUUCGUAUGGCAUUAACUAUAGAAGCCAAAAGAUUUACAGAGGUAAAAGAAGCCUUUGAUAACAUUGCCACUGAGCUGACUGAACAUAAGCAUGCUCUUGUUCAGUCUCAGCAAAAAGAAAAGCAAUCAGCUGCACUGGUCCAAGAGUUGACAUCCAUGGUGAAAGAACAAAAAGCUAAGAUUACAGAACUGAUUAAAUUGAAGCAAGAAACAACUUACAGUCUGAAAAGUCGGAUUCAAACACUUGAAAACAUGGUGGAGGAAGAUAAACAGAAGACAAUUCAGCUUGAGCUUCUUAAACAAGAAAAAUCAAAACUUAUUUCACAGAUAACAGCCCAAGAAUCUAUAAUUGAUGGAUUAAAAGCAGAAAGGAAACUUUGGGGAGAGGAGCUAGCACAGCAGGGAGCUUCUCUUGCUCAAGAUCGGGGGAAACUGGAAUCCAAAAUCGAAAUCCUAUCUGCUGAGAACGAGGCUCUGAAAAAGCAAAAUGAACGUAUCAAUGAUGGAUUAAAGAUAAAAUCUAAAAUAGUGGAGGACCAAACGGAAACAAUUAGAAAGUUGAAAGAAUCCUUACAGGAACGAGAUGAACGAAUAAGAAAGCAACGUGAAGAAAGUACUCAAAUCCAGAAGAGACUUCAGGCACAGCUUGAAGAGAAAGAGGCACAACUGGAUGACUUUGUGGAAAAGUUAGAAAGGCAAAAUGAGAGAAAAGAAGAACUCAAACAACAGUUGCAGGAAAAAGAUAUGGAGCUUGAAGCAAUUAAGAAAUCUUAUAGUGCAAUGAAUAAGAAAUGGCAAGAUAAAGGAGGCUUAUUGAGCAAGUUGGAAGCACAGGUUAAACAAAUGAAAGAAAACUUUGAUACCAAGGAAAGGCAACUGAUUGAGGAACGAGAUAAAAGUCUUCAAGCACAGAGGGCAUUAACAGAAAAACUGCAUUCUGUGGAUGAUGCUUUCCGGCAGCAGCUUGAAUCAACACUAGCAGCACAUCAAGCAGAAUUGCUCCAGCUUGCAAAUGAAAAGCAAAAACAGAUUGUGACAGCAAAUGAAAAGGUUUAUCGGGUUGAAGAAGAAAUGCGUCAACUGCUGCAAGAAACUGCAAGCAAUAAAAAAGCCAUGGAAGAGAAAAUUAAACGACUUACAGUUGCGUUGAGAGACAUUCAGCAAGAACUGUGAAAUACACACGAAAAGUGAAAAUCUUUCAAGAGUUAGACACUACAUUGAUGGAAAUACUUAAUGAAACGGCUCUUACAGCCUUGGAAUUGAGCUUUUUUGGGAAGACUUUUCACUGGGAGAACUAUAUGUGUGU
Molecule: messenger RNA, 3291 nt
Organism: Anolis sagrei ordinatus
Lineage: Eukaryota; Metazoa; Chordata; Lepidosauria; Squamata; Anolidae
Gene: LRRCC1
Product: leucine rich repeat and coiled-coil centrosomal protein 1
Molecular function (GO): protein binding
Source: RefSeq, a predicted model, not a curated record